Molecule: messenger RNA, 3313 nt
Organism: Macrosteles quadrilineatus (aster leafhopper)
Lineage: Eukaryota; Metazoa; Arthropoda; Insecta; Hemiptera; Cicadellidae
Product: glucose-6-phosphate exchanger SLC37A2-like
Exons: 13
Coding region: 774-2432 (552 amino acids)
Biological process (GO): transmembrane transport
Cellular component (GO): membrane
Molecular function (GO): transmembrane transporter activity
Source: RefSeq, a predicted model, not a curated record
AAUUCGUUAAAUUUUUGGCAAUAUAAUUGAACAAUAAUCUGAAAAUACUUUUGAUUUUUGUUGGUGUCAAUUAAUAGUCAUAAUCCAAUAACUCGAUGUCUUAAAAAGAAAGUAGUACCUCUAUUAACUAUGUGACGUCGAAACUCGUGUUAGGUUAGGAAGGUUAUAGCCUAUUUAUUUGGCAUUGACAGAACACUGUUAGCACUCAGCACUGUCACAUUAGUCAAGAAGAGUUAGUAUAAAACCACACUUCUUGGUUGCUCUGUACCACAUUCCUGUUUGCCUUGGUCGAUUUAGUAAUACCACUGUAUUGUUGUAUUUGUACACAAUAGGUGCGAUAUCUGUCCACGUAGUACACACAAUCUCAAGUGACACUUGUUUACUCUCCAACAGUUUAGCUUCACUGGUUAUCUGGACUAUGGACUCAUGGAUCGACAUGAUAUUAAAACAAUUUAUCUUAUCAUUUUCUUCAAAGUGAAUUAUCUCCAUAUAACUAGCUGUUUCUACUAAAACCACCUCUCAGUCUACAAAGUGACAGUAGACUUUGUGCUUGUGUCAGUGAGGGGGCUGCUUCAAUCUUUUCCUUAGUUAUGGCAUUGUCUAGGCAUUGGUCAUUGUUAUUUCGCCAAAGAAAAAAGGUUGAUUUGUUAUGAAAUUAUCUAAAUAGUUUUUAUUAUUAUAUUAAGUGUUUUAAAGCUCAGUAUUAUUACAUUUUUUAAAGAUCUAUUUAUUUGUAUUCAGUUGGCCUAUCUACUCUAACUUAGUUUGAAAUUAUGGCUCCUCCAUUAAAAGAUGUGCCUCUUGGAAUCAGGACUCUACAAAAAUGCUGCAAUAUAUUUUGUCCUGGAAAAUCUUUCAACCGGAAUGCAUGGUAUAGAAGUUCUGUCGUAGUCUUAACCUUCCUCACGUACAUGUGCUACCAUAUGAACCGCAAGCCUAUCAGUGUGGUCAAGAAUGUGCUCCAUCGUAACUGUUCGGAAGUGAAUCCCAAGCCAAUUAACACUACUAACCCAGACUGGUGUGAUUGGGCUCCUUUUGAUGGAGAAAAUGCAGCAUCGCUUCUGGGAUUUUUUGAUUCCUCAUUCCUCUUUGCAUAUGCAGGAGCAAUGUUCAUUAGUGGUCUGGUGGCGGAGAGAGUGAGUCUCAGAUAUUUCUUAUCUCUAGGGAUGCUGCUAUCAGGUCUUGCAGGAUACUUGCUGGGUAUUGCCAAGUAUUACAACAUUCAUUCCAUAUCCUACUUCAUGCUGGUUCAGGUGUUUGGUGGAGUAGCUCAAACCACAGGAUGGCCAGGAGUUGUUGCUGUCAUGGGAAACUGGUUCGGAAAAGGAAAAAGAGGGUUCAUCUUCGGUGUGUGGAACUCUCACACGUCCAUCGGCAACAUCCUGGGUACAGUGAUUGCUGGUUACUAUGUGGAGGACAACUGGGCUCUCUCCUUCAUCGUCCCCGGAGUCAUCAUGUCGGUCCUGGGCUUUGUCAACUUCUUGUUUCUCGUCCCAAACCCCACUGACGUAGGCUGCGUCUCCCCUGACCAGAACAGGCCUAAGGAUAAGAGUAACCUGAUACAGUUGGAUCGUAUGGAUGAAACAACUUCCAAGGUGCGAGGAGCGAAGCAUGUGAGAAAGCGAAGCUCGAUCAAGUUCAAGACCAAACAGAAAUCGGGCAGGUCUCAGAUACGCCAGAUAUUGAAAUCAGUAAAAAAUGUUGUAGAAGUACACAAGAAUGGAGACAUCUCAAAAAUAAAUUCAGAAGGAAGACCAAUCUUGUAUCCAGACCAUGAGGCAAAACCUGUUGGAUUUUUUGGAGCUUUGAGAAUACCUGGUGUAGUAGAGUUCUCACUUUGCCUGUUCUUCGCCAAACUGGUCAGUUACACAUUCCUCUACUGGCUUCCAGGCUACAUCAAAACCUCUACCACUCUAAAUCCUACGGAGAGUGCUGACUUGUCGGUUGUGUUUGACAUCGGAGGUAUUGUCGGUGGCAUCGCAGCUGGCAUCAUCAGUGACUACAGUGGCAAAAGCGCUUCCACCUGUGCCGUCAUGCUCGUCAUAGCAGUGCCAAUCCUACAAGUUUACAAUCUGUAUGGAGCUGACAGUGUUGUGAUGAACGUGUUUCUGCUGCUGGUGGCGGGAUUGUUGGUCAACGGCCCGUACGCUCUAAUCACUACGGCAGUAUCAGCAGAGUUAGGCACUCACCAUUCCCUCCAGGGAAACUCUAAAGCUUUGGCCACUGUCACAGCCAUCAUCGAUGGCACUGGUUCUAUUGGGGCUGCAGUAGGACCUCUACUGGCUGGGGUGGUAUCUCAGUAUGGUUGGGGAAAGGUGUUCUACAUGCUUAUGGCUUCAGACGUCAUUGCAUUACUAUUGCUGACGCGGUUAGUGAAGAGAGAAAUCAUGCCAAUGGUCCAGUCGUCACAUACCAACACAUGGCAAGCGUGAUGUCACAGAAGCUCUGUCUGAUUUUAUAUUCUAACUGAACGUCCCCUGUUCUGAGCCCAAAUAAGACUGACUACACAUCUUUAUACACGCACAAAGUCUUUGAGAAAAUCCAGAACUGUGGUUUUUCUAAGUCACGUUAACAACAUUUUACAAUGUUUAUUAUUCUAAACAUUACCAAGGCCAUAUGAAAGUUACCUGGUUGGAAGAUAUGUGAUCGCCAUAUAAUAAUGAUUAAACUUAAAGUAACACUUUUAAUUUAAAGGCAUUUUUCAACAAAAAAAUGUACAUUAUCAGGUUUAUAACUUAACUAGCUUUCUAUUUACAUAACCAGAUUUUUAAUUAUCAUGGAUUAAAGUAAUGUUAUACUUGUAAUACGCAUAUCAAUAUAUUAGUACCUUUCAGCCUCUGCAGGGUGAAUAUUAAUUUAUUAUUUAAGAAGGGAUAGUCUACAUAUCAUUUUUAUUUUUUGAUAUUUUCCCUUUAAGUAUUGAUUUUCUUUUUAUUAUUAUUUAUUAUAAUUUUUGUCUUUCAGUUUUCCAUUUCAUUAUGUUAUAGGUGUAGAGUGUUUUUACUCUAAUUGAAAGGUUUAAUAUUGCAACAUUAUUACUGUAUUGAUUAUUGAUGUCUUCCAUUUAUCAAGUUGUUUAUAUGAUUAAAGUAGAGCACUAAAAUAAUACAACAUAAAUUUUGUGACGAGGAAUAAAAUAAUAAACAAAAUUUUUACCCUAGAAAUAUUUUAACAUGGACAAUUUUGUAAAUUUAUACUGAUUUUUUGUUAAAGCCAUCAUUUUUUAAGUAUAUUUUUUCUGAAAAUUAUUUUAUGGUGCUAUAUCUAUAAAGGCCAGUUAAAUUGUUAUGGAUAAUAUAAAGAGUAAAAAUUA